CCCUCCCUGUCCUCAGUCACUUUGAAGGCUGCCAUGCCAACCGACACCACGCCAUGCAAGACAGAAGAGCCAUGCAUGCUCAUGGACUGACUGUCCGGGUCGAUCCCGUUGCUUGUUUCUUUCUGCUGCUACUUGUGCCACCAGUCCCAGGCCUGGUCGUACAGCCGGGUGCAGGCGCCCUUGACGCUCUCGGGCACCAGCUUUUCGGCAGCAUCAGCGGCGGCCCCAGCGGCCAUGGAGCAGAAGCCCUUUGCCGCACUGGCAGUCGACGACAGCGCAUCGAGUGCCGUCACCAGACCUGGCGGCACGUUAUCGUGGUAGAGACGGGUGAACGCCUCGUGUGUCGUCUGUCCUGCCUUGUCGGUCGCCCGCUUGUAGAGGCUGUUGGCCUUGUCGAGGUGCUCCUGCGCUUCGGCGAGGUGGGCAUCCGUCACAGAGAUCCCGUAGCUGGAGACUUUGGCAGCGUGGGCUUCUUUGUAGGCCUUGCGGUACAGUUCCUGGGCCUCCUGACGGACCACGGGCAGAGGCACGCAGCAGCUGGGGAGCAUGUCAUCGACCUACAUAGAAUCCUUCUCACCAUCAAGCCCUGUGUCGCCUGGCCUUUCGCUGUCUGUUUCUCUGCGGCAUUGGGGGCUUUGUUCAGGCCUGCAAUGUCCAUGACCUCCUCCAGCGCCUUCUUGGCCUCGUCUGCGAGGUCCAUCAACCUCAGGGAGGCAUCGAGGAGCUGCUGUUUGUCGUACUUCGGCUGCCCAAGGCCGUGACUGAGGUCGGCGGCUGACGCACCACGGGGGACGCAUGCCACCAAGAGAAUGAGAGAAAUGGAGAGGAAGCAGCUGGAGAGCGACAUGACCAGUGUCAGCUGGACUCACAGAGAGACGCCCCCAAGACCCCGCUGUAAAUUCAAGAGUAUUGAAUUGUAACGCAUCCUAGACACCGUUUCAAGGCAACCAAAUGUGGGUGUUUGUUUCCUUGGCUUUGCUAGCCAAGAACUUUGCGGGGAGCGCGCAGUCGCUGUGGCCCCGCCCGCCCUGUCUGAUGUGUCUGACAGUAGGUCAAUACUAU
Messenger RNA from Vitrella brassicaformis, 1062 nucleotides. The record is from the annotation of a GenBank genome assembly. Lineage: Eukaryota; Vitrellaceae.